GAUUUGAGAGGUAAUCCUAUAUGAAUAUUUGUUGAGUAAGAAAGUUCCCAUCUUUGGCUCUGUCUUUGCUUCGUCUCCAAGAGCAACCCAAGCUUUGUGUUCUUGCCCCACUUUUACCUUCUCAUCUCAUUCUGCAAGUCUGAACCAGGUCUUCUUUCUCACUCUCUCUUUGUAAUUCGGUUAUUGAGCUGUUUUGUUUAAUGAUCUUAUAGAGGGUGAUAUAUCAAAGCUGUCUUUGUUGAGAUGAUUCUUUCAGCUCUUUUAACUUCUGUUGGAAUCAAUCUUGGUCUUUGCUUCUUGUUUUUCACUCUAUACUCGAUAUUGAGGAACCAGCCGGGUAACAUCACAGUAUAUUCGCCUCGUUUAUUUGGUGAAAGAAAAACUGAGCAGGAGGACGAGUUCAACUUGGAAAGAUUGCUGCCAUCGCCUGGUUGGUUGAAAAGGGCGUGGCAACCAUCUGAAGAUGAACUAUUGUCAAUUACAGGCCUGGAUGCUGUCGUGCUUAUGCGGAUAUUUGUUUUCUGUGUGAAAGUGUUUAUCAUUGCCUGUGUCAUUGGAAUCUUUAUUCUUCUGCCAGUUAACUUUGGGGGGAGUCAGUUAACAUACGAUUUUUCUAAUUUGCCGAACAAAACUCUGGAGUCCUUCAGUAUUUCAAAUGUGAAUGAUGGUUCAAACAGGUUAUGGAUUCACUUUUGCGCUGCCUAUGUUUUCACCGUAGUUGUCUGCUGUCUUCUGUAUUACGAGUAUAACUAUAUUUCAUCGAAAAGAAUUGCCUAUUUUUAUUCUUCCAAACCUCAGUCACAUCAGUUCACAAUAUUAGUUCGCGGUAUACCUGCUCCAUCCGGUAGCAGCUUCAGUGAAGUUGUUGACAACUUUUUCAUGGAGUAUCAUCCUUCAACUUAUCUUUCACAUACAAUAGUUCGCCGAACAAGCAAGAUUCAAAGUCUUAUGAAUGACGCAGAAAAGCUAUAUAAAACACUUGGUCGCUUAAAAUCGAAAAGCACUCAGCAAAGGCAAAAGCGUGAAGGAUUUUUGGGACUCUUUGGUCGAAAAGUUGAUAUUGUUGAUCACUAUGAGAAGAAGUUGGAAGAUAUAGAAGAUAAUGUGAGACUCAAGCAAUCAUCAUUGGCAGGAGAGGAAGUUCCCGCUGCUUUCGUGUCAUUUAAGUCGAGGUUUGGUGCUGCAAUAGCUUUGCACAUCCAACAAGGGAUUAAUCCCACGGAGUGGGUUACUGAACAAGCUCCCGAGCCUAAAGACGUUUACUGGCCUUUCUUUUCUGCAUCAUUUAUGAAAAGAUGGAUCUUCAAGAUUGUGGUCGUUGUUGCAUUUAUUGCUGUUACGAUUCUAUUUCUUAUUCCGGUUGUAGUCGUGCAAGGUCUCACUCAUCUCGAUCAGCUGGAGACCUGGCUCCCCUUUCUAAAAGGUGUACUGAGCUUGAGUUUUGUCAGUAAUUUGAUUACAGGAUAUCUACCAAGUCUCAUUCUUCAAUCGUUCCUAUCCAUUGUGCCACCGAUUAUGAUACUUUUUUCUUCCAUGCAAGGAUAUAUUUCCAACAGUCAGAUCGAGAAAAGUGCAUGCAUCAAAUUGUUAUGGUUCACUGUGUGGAACAUUUUCUUUGCAAAUGUAUUAUCAGGAUCCGCUCUCUCUAUGGUUGAUAUCUUCCUCGAGCCAAAGAAAAUUCCAGGCCUGCUAGGUGAACUUGUGCCUGCACAGGCAUCAUUCUUCAUUGCCUAUGUUGUGACGUCCGGAUGGACCAGCGUAUCUUCAGAACUUCUUCGUCUGUUUCCUCUUCUUUACAGUUUUGUGCAAAGACUAUUUGCAGGGAAAGAAGAGGAUGACGAUGAUUUUGAAGUUCCUUCAAUCCCUUACCACAGUGAAAUUCCCAGGAUUCUCUUCUUCCAACUUCUUGGUGUUACUUAUUUCUUCCUCGCUCCACUAAUUCUGCCCUUUCUCUUUGUUUAUUAUUGCCUCGGAUACAUUAUCUACCGCAACCAGUUCUUGAAUGUAUAUGCACCCAAAUUCGAGUCAGGAGGAAAGUUUUGGCCGAUUGUGCAUGAUUCAACAAUAUUUUCCUUAGUGCUAAUGCAUGUUAUUGCGAUCGGAAUAUUCGGUCUUAAGAAGCUUCCUCUAGCAUCCAGUUUAACUAUCCCUCUUCCGGUUCUCACACUUAUAUUCAACGCAUACUGCCGGAAGAGGUUCCUGCCCACAUUCAAGGCUUACCCUACUGAGUGUUUGAUAAAGAAAGAUAGAAAAGACCUGGAAGAUCCAACCAUGACCGAAUUUCUCGAAAAAUUAGCGACUGCAUAUCAGGAUCCAGCUACGAUGCCAGUCCGAUAUUCCAGAAGCGACGAUGGGCGCAGCUCUCCCCUUUUGCAAUGUUGAAGUAUAAAUUCGGUAGUAUAUUUUCUCUUUUGUGGUGAUUCAAUAUUGAACUGCCUGAACUUCAACAGUAUGCGAACACGUUAAGUUUGUUAUGCUUAUGAAACUACAUUUCUUGAUU
This is a messenger RNA of Hibiscus syriacus, 2500 nucleotides long. Its product is annotated as CSC1-like protein HYP1. Gene Ontology annotation, cellular component: plasma membrane. The coding region runs from base 244 to 2382 and encodes 712 amino acids. Gene Ontology annotation, molecular function: calcium-activated cation channel activity. Lineage: Eukaryota; Viridiplantae; Streptophyta; Magnoliopsida; Malvales; Malvaceae. The record is from RefSeq and is a predicted model, not a curated record. The transcript has 12 exons.